AUGGAAGGCGCUAGAGCAACAACGGCAUCUCGGCCUGCGCGAGAAAAACAGCAACGAAAGUGUUCAUCUUGUGGAAAGCUGGGUCACACCAAAAGCCACUGCUGGCUUGCACACCCUGAGUUGCGUCCUAAGGGCGGCAAAAGUGCUCGGAAGGAUCCGCGACAAUUACAAAGCCCCGAGGCGUCUAGUAGGACUUCGCUACCGUUUAUGCCAUUCAGAUUUCUCGAUCUUCCGGGAGAGAUACGAAACCGGAUCUACGAUGAAGUCUAUGGGGAACCAUACGCGGUUACAGCUAAGAUGGCAAUAUCGACCUUGAGUUUGAGGUCUGAAAGCGACAGAUAUGAGGUUGCUAUGCCUUGCCGCGCCAAGUUACAUAUUGUGAACAAGCAAAUACACCAAGAGACAAGUUGUGCGCGAAGCAGAAACUCGUUUAACGGCCGUUUGCGCUGCGACCGUGGCCCGAUCCUGCCGCUGAACUUUGAGCCCAAGUAUGAACAAUUCCGGAGUCAAGUGACCAAGAUGACCUUCUUUGGCUUCAACAAUCGUGAGAUGAAUGGGGUCAAUUUUCCCAAAGGGUACUGGUGUGGAAUGGAGGAAGCCUUCCCAAACCUCCAGGAAAUUCAUUUCGAAUGGACGCAGGUUCCCAAAUGUGACCCGCCGUCGGAAUCAGCGAUGCAGAACUUUCUCGAAGGUCAAGACGAGUAUGCCUACAGCGACCGUCUGAAAGUGCCAUUCCUCGCGAAGCAUGUGAACACAAGAAGCAACUGGAAGAUAAUCUUCACGACGACCAUUCGGUGA
This is a messenger RNA of Exophiala viscosa, 798 nucleotides long. RefSeq lists its product as uncharacterized. The coding region runs from base 1 to 798 and encodes 265 amino acids. The record is from RefSeq and is a predicted model, not a curated record. Gene Ontology annotation, molecular function: zinc ion binding; nucleic acid binding. NCBI's taxonomy places the organism in Eukaryota, Fungi, Ascomycota, Eurotiomycetes, Chaetothyriales, Herpotrichiellaceae. The transcript has a single exon.